GCCCUAUGGGGCGGGGAAAUGAGACGGGGCUGCAAGUUGGGGAUAGGGGUUUCUCUCUGGGGGCGUGGCUUAUGGAUCCUAGCUUUCCCGCCGACGGUUGGCCACGUCACGUGACAUGGGUUGGAAGAUGGCGUCUCCCACAGACGGGACAGAUCUGGAAGCAUCUCUGCUAAGUUUUGAAAAACUUGACCGUGCCUCGCCAGACCUUUGGCCAGAACAAUUACCAGGUGUUGCUGAAUUCGCAGCUUCCUUUAAAAGUCCUAUUACUAGUUCUCCACCCAAAUGGAUGGCUGAAAUAGAACGUGAUGACAUUGAUAUGUUGAAAGAACUGGGGAGCCUCACCACAGCUAAUUUGAUGGAGAAGGUACGGGGCCUGCAGAACUUGGCCUAUCAGCUGGGGCUAGAUGAGUUCAUCUAGAAAGAAAAGCCAACAUGACGAGGGAACUGCAUUGCUGUGAAGAUGCCUGAGGAAAAAGAGCUUGUCUGGGCAUCUUUGUUGUGAAGGUUUAGGUUAUCACUGAAGCCCCAUACACAAUCUUUAGUGGCUCACUGUCCAGCAUAGUUUUUCUUUUUCAGUUCUUAGGCCUUUUGUAGAAAUGAAUAUAUUGUAACUAAAGUAGAACACAUGAGCAAUGACUUUAAGUCCCUGUUUAAUGGUUCCAAACAUGUACCCUGGGAAAUUAGUAUAAUCAUUGGCAUCACUGUGGAUGUUUUGUGAGGUUUGUUUUUAAGAAGUUCUUAAGUCAGAUCCAAGGAAUUAUAUCUGUAUUUGAUAGGUUGAAAAGUAUAACUUUGGUUUAAAGAAAGCUUUGGGAGAGUAUACUGUCUUAUUGUAGUGAACAACUUGCAGGAAUUGCUUUUUCAAAAUAUAGCUUAAGAAGGGCCUCUAUUUAAGGAAACUAAGGCUAGUAGAAAGAAAUGAUGGCCUGAGAAUAAUAUAAGGGAAAGAACAUUAACUUGGAAAUAAGUAGGUAGGAGCCAGAUGAUAAAUAGCUAACAGGUGAGAGCAAUAUAGUGAUUAAGAGCUUGGGUUCUGGGGGUCAUACAGAUUUAUUAUGGACCUCAGUCUACCACUUAGGCAAGUUACUUAACUUUCUAAGCCCUAGUUUCUUCAUUUGUAGAAUGGAGAUAAUAACCUUAGAACAGUGGUUCUCAAACUUCUUGGAGUCAGGACUUUUUUUUUUAAGUUUAUUUUUUUAUUUUGAGAGAGACAGAGACAGCUCAAGUGGGGAGGGGCAGAGAGAGGGGGAGACAGAGAAUCCCAAGCAGGCUCUGUGCUGCUAAUGCAGAGCCCCACACAGAGCUUGAACUCAUGAAACCACAAGAUCAUGACCUGAGCGAAAACCAAGAGUCUGAUGCUUAACCAACUUAGCCACCCAGGUGCCCCAUGGACUUCUUUAAACUCUUAAAAAUUCAUGGUGACCCCAAAGAGCUCUUGUGUGUGGGGUUAGGUCUAUAUUUACUGUUGCAGAAAUUAAAACUGAGAAAAUUUAAAAGUAUUUAUUAAUGGGAGCGCCUGGGUGGCUCAGUCAGUUGAGCAUCGAACUCUUGAUUUCGGCUCGGGUCAUGAUCCCAGGGUUGUGGGGUUGAGCCCCAUAUUGGGUUCUGCACUGAGUGUGGAGCCUGCUUAAGAUUGUCCUCCCCCUCCCCCUCUGCCCUUCUCCGCCUUUGUGCUCUCUUUCUCUCUUAAAAAUUGUAUGUUUUAAUUUUUAAUAUUUUUUACCAUUUAUUUUUGAGAGACAGAGAAAGACAGAGCAUGAGUAGGGGAGGGGCAGAGAGAGGGAGACACAGAAUCUGAAGCAGGCUCCAGGCUGUCAACAAAGAGCCUGAUGCAGGGCUCAGACCCAUGAACAGUGAGAUUAUGACCUGAGCCAACUUAGUUGGCACUCAACCAACUAAGUCACCCAGGUGCCCCUAAAAAAAUUUUUUUUAAUUAAUGAAUUUUAAAAUAGGAAUAAAUCCAUUACAUAUUCACAUAAAUAACAUUUUUAUGAAGAAUAACUAUUUUCCAAACAAAAAAUAUUGAGAAGAGUGUGGCAUUUUUGUAUUUUUUCCAAUUUCUUUACUGUCAGCUUGAUAAAAGCUUGAAAAAAGAUUUUCAUAUCUGCUUCUGCUUUCAUAUGUUGGGUAAGCUCUAGAAAACUUCAUUGGUCCCCUGUGAGAAAAUGAGUGAAAAAGGCAUCUUAGUAUUGUACGUAUAGGUUUGGAUUCAUGGAUUCCCUGAAAGAUGCUUAGCGAUCCCUAGGAUCCUUAGUUUCCUGACUACACUUUCAGGGCUUUUACCUCAGAGUGUUGUUUUUAUGAUUUGACACAAUAUUGUUUAUAAAAACCUUAGCGUAGUGUUGACACUUAAAAAGUGCUUAAAAACUAUUAAUUGUUAUCAUUAUGGGAGCAUAUGGGAAAUUUUGUGUGAUCAUAUUUACAUUCUUAAAAAUAUCUCUUUGCCAACACGGUAGAAGAUGGAUUGGUAAUAAAAGGAAUAAGGUAGAGACAGAGAAACAAGUUAGGUUUCUUUAAUAAGCCAGACUAAAAUGGUAAGCCCUUGAACUAAGAUAGUGGAAAUGAAAAAUGAAGGAUAGCUCCUAGAAAUCUGAGUUAGUAGAAUGGAAAGUCUUAGUGAUUGAUUGGUUAUAUUGGGGUCAGGGAAUUCUGGUCAGUAAGAAUGAGGAGUCAAGAAUGACUCUUGGUGUACACCUUAAAUUUGCACACUGAUAUUGUCAGAUACAUUUCAGUUUUUUAAAAAAAUGACUCCGGUUUCUGGCUUGGAUAAAUAUAGGAAGAAGAUCACCUUUGAGAAGAAAGAUGGGAGAGUUCAGUUGUUUAAGGGUAUGCAUAGUCAAUUUAGGAGGACAUAUGCAGGAGAUAGUUAAAUAUGUGGAUCUAGUGCUCAGGAAAUAGAGUUUUGAAUACCAUAAGCUUAUAAAUUCUAGUUAAAGCCAUUAGUGAGAAGAUCACCCAGGAGGGAUAUGUGAUGUUACAACAGGACUCUGGUGUGGUAGGCAGACUGAGAUGGUCUCUCUGAUCCCUGCUUCUUGUAUUUAUGCCCUUGCAUGAUCUUAUUCUUUUGACUGUGGGCUGGAUCCACUGACAGCAAAAAUGGUGGAAUGCUGCUUCUGUGAUUAAAUUACAAAAAGGCCAUAACUUCUGUCUUGUUGUCCCUCAUUCCCCUUUUAAAGAAGCAAGAUGCCAUGUUGUGAGUAUGGAGAGAAAAACUGGCUUGGGAAUUGUAAGAGCCUGGACAUUGGAAACAGACUUGUUCUAAUACUUACUAAACUUGACAAGUUAUCUCUCUAACCUCAUUUUCCUUGUCUUUAAAAUGGAGUUAAUUAUAAUAUCUUCUUAGGUUGUUGAGAGGAUUAGAUUGGAUGAUGAUUAUAAAAUGCCCAGUAUGAAUCUUCAUGACCUUGGAUCUGAUUACAGAUUCUUACAUAUGACACCAAAAAUACAAGCAACAAAGUAAAAAAUAGAUAAAUUGGACUUCAUUAAAGUUAAAGACAUUUGUGCAUCAAAGGACAUUAUCAAGAAAGUGAAAUGACAACCCACAGAAUGGGAGAAAAGUUUUGUAAAUUAUAUAUCUGAUAAGAGGCUAGUAUCUACAAUAUGAAGAACUUUUACAACUCAACAACAAAAAGACAAUCCAAUUAAAAGAUAGGCAAAGGACUUGAAUGGACAUUUCUCCAAAGAAGAUACACAAAUGGUCAAUAAGCACAUAAAAAGAUGAACAUCAUUAGUCAUUAGGGAAAUGCAAACCAUGGCCAUAGUGGGAUAUCAUUUCACACCCACUAAGAUGGCUAUAAUAAAAAUAGUUAAAAAAAAAUUUUUUUUUUUACAUUUAUUUAUUUUUGAGAGACAGAGAGAGAAGAACACAGCAGGGGAGGGGCAGAGAGAAAAGGAGACACAGAAUCUGUGAGCAGCCAGUUGAUGCAGGCUUCAGGCUCCGAGCUGACAGCACAGAGCCCAACGCGGGGCCCGAAUCCACAAACCAUGAGAUCAUGACCUGAGCCAAAGUCGGACACUCAACCGACUGAGCCAUCCAGUCGCCCCAAAAAUAGUUUUUUUAAAAACAGAAAAUAACAAGUGCUGGCAAGGAUAUGGUGAAAUUAGAACCCUCAUACAUUGCUGGUGGAAAUGUAAAAUGAUGUGGCCACUGUGGAAAGUUGGUGGUUCCCUAAAGGUUAAACAUAGAAUUAGUGACCUAGCAAUUCCACUAUUAGAUAUAUACCCAGUAGAAUUGAAGACAAGACCUCAAAUACUUGUACCUGUAUGUUCGUAUCAGUACUAUUCAUGUUAGCUGAAAGGUGGAAACAAGCCAAAUGUCUGUUAACAGAUGAGUGGAUAAGAAGCACAAUAUAGUAUAUAUACACAAGGGAAUAUUAUUCAGCCAUAAAAGUGAAGUACUGAUACAUAGUACAACGUGGAUGAAUUUCAAAAACAUUGUACUAACCAGGAAGCCAGACACAAAAAGAUCACAUGCUGUAUGAUUCCAUUUAUAUGAGACAUCCUGGGUAGAUAAACCCAUAGAGACAGAGCAGAUUGGUGGUUGCCAAUCAGGAGAAAGGACAGGAGAUGAAGGGGGAAAUGGGGAGUGAUUGCUUAAUGGAUACAAGCUUUUCUUUUGGAGUGAUGAAGAUGUUUUAGAAUUUGAUCUAGGUGGAGGUUACACAAUAUUGUGAAUAUACUAAAUGCCAUUGACAUGUACACUUAAAAAUUUCACGUUAAAGCAGUUUUAGCUCCAGGGGUAGUUGGGUGGCUAAGUUGGUUAAGCAUCCAACUUUUUUUUUUUUUAAUAUAAUUUGUUGUCAAAUUGGCUAACAUACAGUAUGUGCAGUGUGCUCUUGGUUUUGGGGGUAGAUUCCUGUGAUUCAUCGCUUGUAUACAACAACACCCAGUGCUCAUCCCAGCAAGUGCCCUCCUCAAUGCCCAUCAUCCAUUUUCCCCUCUGCCCCUGCCCCCCUCCCCCCCCCCAA
This is a messenger RNA of Acinonyx jubatus (cheetah), 4967 nucleotides long. RefSeq names its product lin-52 DREAM MuvB core complex component (gene LIN52). The transcript has 6 exons. Gene Ontology annotation, biological process: regulation of DNA-templated transcription. The coding region runs from base 116 to 418 and encodes 100 amino acids. Gene Ontology annotation, cellular component: DRM complex. The record is from RefSeq and is a predicted model, not a curated record. Lineage: Eukaryota; Metazoa; Chordata; Mammalia; Carnivora; Felidae.